Messenger RNA from Bradysia coprophila, 1572 nucleotides. RefSeq lists its product as uncharacterized. Gene Ontology annotation, molecular function: transmembrane transporter activity. Gene Ontology annotation, biological process: transmembrane transport. The record is from RefSeq and is a predicted model, not a curated record. NCBI's taxonomy places the organism in Eukaryota, Metazoa, Arthropoda, Insecta, Diptera, Sciaridae. Gene Ontology annotation, cellular component: membrane.
AUUUCGUCUGUUUCCGAAUCGUAAUUUCAAUUUUCUUCGUGAAGAAGUCUUUUGCUCAGAUGAGAAGUAGUGUCAUUGAAGUGAGUCUGUAUUUAUAGUCAAUAGAAACAAGUAAAUAAAUUAUGGAAAAUUCUGAAAAAUUUAAUUUUGGUCAAGUAAAAUACCAAUACCUUGCAGUUGUUUGCGUGAACUUGGUAUCAUUUUGCCAAGGAUUCAGUAACGGAUGGGUGUCACCAUCGCUGCAGGUCUUACGAUCAGAAAACAGUCCCCUGGACAGUGGACCAAUUACACUGCUGGAAACGACGUUGCUGGGUGCUGUACCUUUGCUCGGCGGAUUCAUCGGAAUAGUCUUAUUUUCAAUUCUAACGAACCAUUUCGGACGCAUCACUACAAUCACAUUACUUGCUUUCCCAAAUAUGGCUUUUUGGAUCAUUUUGAUUGCAUCGAAUUCGAUAAACUUGAUUUUAUUCGGUCGAAUAAUUAUCGGUGUGUCAUGGGGUGGAAUGUAUCUUUGUAUUCCGUUGUUUGUUGCAGAAAUAGCAGAUAGAAGAAUUCGAGGAUUCCUUGGAUUAAUUUUCAGUUUAAGUUUAGCUUUUGGUAUAUUGGGUGCAUAUAUUUCCGGAGCGUUUUUGGACUAUGCCCACGUUCCCUUUGUUAUACUCCCUUUUCCUGUAAUAUUUUUGGUUUCCAUGAUAAUCUUACCAGAAACUCCGAGCAGUCUGUUACGACAGAACAAAAUUGAGGCUGCCAAAAAGUCGAUUCAAUUCUACAAUAAUGGGAACGACAGUAGAAAGAAUGGAUUUGAUGCGGAUGCUGAAAUACAAAAGCUGCAAAAUGUCUUAGCUCAACGAGAGCUGGAAAGACAAGAAGGCAGUUGGAAGCACAUUUUGAACACUAAAUCUCUGAAGGGAUUAGGAACCAGUCUAUGUUUAUCAGCAAUUGUGGUGCUUAGUGCAGUGUACGCGUUUACAACAUUCGCGUCAGAUUUGUUCACUCAAUCGAGAGCUAACUUUGACGCCAAUUUGUCUGCAAUCAUCGUAGGGGUUCUGAAUUUACUCGGAAUAGCCGUUUCCGCAGUGUUAAUCGAUUCGUGGGGUCGCAGGAAGCUUUUCGGUCUUAGUUGCACAUUAUCUGGUGCUGCUUUAAUUGCAUUCGGUAUAUUUUCGUAUAUCGACAAUCAAGGCUUCAAUUUGGCUUCGUAUUACUGGGUACCUGUCACUUGUGUCUCAUUUUUCAUUUUCGUAAGUGCUGCUGGAAUGAGACCCUUACCCUGCGUAUAUACAGCUGAAAUACUGCCGAGCAACAUUCGACACAUCGGCUCCACUAUAAGCAUGUUAGUCUUUACUCUACUCGUCUUAGUGUCUAGUGCAACUAUGCCAAUUUUUAUGAAACUGUGUCCGUUGCAGACGGUUAUGUGGACGUAUGGUGGCGUCUGCUUGUUUGGCCUAAUUUUCACCGUACUGUUUAUGGAGGAAACGAAAGGAAAGAAUUUGAAUGAUGGACGUUGAAUGCAUUAAGUUUAGCUUUCUAAUAAAGUAGCAGCAGCAAUAUUACUUGCAGUCCAUAAAGGAA